GGCAUAUCGGAUGAGACGAACACGCUACUAGAUCAACGAAAUGUGACAUUUCCAAAUUUGCGAUCGCUUAAAAUGACCUCUAUGGAGCUAUUGAGUCGACCACCACCACGAAGGAAAAUUGGUGUGGCCAGCAUGGAUACUCGUAAUAUUCCGGUGCUGGGUGAAGAAGAUUUGGAAGGAGCGGGUGGUCUGGAUCAAAUGCGAGAGAACAGAGGAGGCCCGUCGCACUUAAUGCAUUCAAAUCAGCAGUCUAUUUUCGAAGGAUGCUCUUCAUCAUUUAACGGAGGCAUUGGCAUUUCCCUGACAGAGCCUGUGGAGGAAAAGAUCGUCAUAGAGGAAGAACGGGAACCACCAGUUUUCACUUCGAGAUGCCCUAAUGUUACAUCAUUAGCCUUGCCGAAGGUACGGAGGUUCCCUGAGGAUGAGGAAAAUUCACCGAAUGAUCUUUUGCGUCGCGUUUUCGAACCGUUGAAAGAUUUGAGGAUUCUUGAUUUGUCAUAUUGGACUAGGAUGGAAGACCUUCGUUGCGUACAUCCUCUUCACCUAACUACAUUAAUAUUAUUUGAUGUACCUGAUUUGUAUCGAACAAUUGACAGCAUCAUCACACUCACGGAACUCAGAUUUCUCGAUCUUUCUCAAUCAUCACGGGACACAGGUCUCUACCCGAGACCAGUGACCGCACUACAUAAGCUGGUCACUAAUCUGAAGCAUCUGACGUGUUUGGAUAUCUCUUCGACAAAUUUGGCGGCACAACCGAGCCCAAAAGACUGGCCUGUGAAGCCAGAUAUGCAUCAAGGCAAUGUGCGCUCAGAUAUUGUUGGGCUACGUUUUCUCAGCAAACCGCUUGACUUUAUUGGACUGUUCAACUGUGAAAACGCCAGCCAUUUCGGUGAAAUUCCAGCUAAACACAUCUCUGGUGAUGCUAAUGAAGAUCAAGUCAUCAUGGCUUUGCAAAUGUACAAAGAUCGGGCCGGCCUGCUACAGUCUGUUUUGAAUGAGAGCUAUCAGCUGUAUCGUUUCGGGAACAGUAAUCCUCUGGUUCGUCAUACGGAAGCGCUUCAUCUGGUGCUGAACGCCAUGCAAAAUCAUCUUGAGGACAGCACAUUGCAGAUAGCCGGUUCAGCCAGUUUGUUCUACAUAAUCCGAAAGGUGGCGAUGAAUAGAGACACGAAGAAGCGUGUGGUCAGCGCCUUACUUAGUGGGAUGGAAACACACAUGGAGGAACAAGUGAUGGUUAGGAACUGCUGUCUAUCGCUUUGUCAGUUCGAGAUACCACAAGAAAUUCUUUUCGAUUACAGUCGAUUGGCCAUUCUGUUGGUUACGGUCCUUCAACAUCAUAACGCGGAUAACCUGACGCAACGAAUUGUGGUGUUCUUACUGAAUUCAAUGGCAUGCCAUGUUGAAGGCGAUCAGAAGGUGCAAGUCGGCAGUUUCGGAGCGAUCGAGAUGAUUCUGGAUCAAAUUCGAAGAAAGCUGGCAACGAAUAUGUGUGACGACGUGAUGGAAGUUGGAUGGAGCUUUUUGUGGAAUAUUACAGACGAAACUCCGGUGAACUGUGAACGUUUCCUGAAAGCGGACGGCCUGCUGCUUUUCCAUAAAUGUUUCGAUGCCUUCCGAAAUGAAAGAGAAUUAGUUCGCAAUAUGAUGGGCCUGAUUGGAAAUAUCGCUGAAGUCGAUGGUUUACGGUCACAACUGAUGAACGACGAUUAUGUGAAAAUAUUCUCAGCUUUACUGGAUUUGGUCGAAGACUCCAUUGAAAUCAGUUAUAAUAGCGCUGGUGUCCUUGCGCAUAUGGUCAGUGACGGUGAGGAGGCUUGGAGCGGAUUGACAGUACGUAGGGAACAAGUAAUGGCAAGUGUCGUCAAGGCCACAGAAGCAUGGCGCCUCGAUACAAGGCGAUUCAUAAACUACCGUUCAUUCCGUCCAAUUCUCCGGCUGCUCCCUCUAUGGCAUGCAUACGCUAGCCAACAUUGGGCUGUUUGGGCACUGGCUAAUCUCACUACGACAGAUGGUGCGAAGUAUUGUGCCUACGUGACAGAUGAGGGUGGCAUUCCAUUGUUACAAGAACUUGUGACCGAUCCUCGUACAACGGAACCUGUUCGUUGCCUAGCAAAGAUGGUACUCGAUAAUAUUGAGAGUUGGCGAACUCUCUCGGAGAGAGAGCGCAUGGGUGACAGUGAUUUGAUGGUGGACAGCAUGGAAUUAAUGGAUACGUCAUAG
Molecule: messenger RNA, 2220 nt
Organism: Haemonchus placei
Lineage: Eukaryota; Metazoa; Nematoda; Chromadorea; Rhabditida; Trichostrongylidae
Source: the annotation of a GenBank genome assembly